AUAAUUCCUCAAACCCAAACGGCCAAACCCCUCCUCCUCUGCUCCACCCACAGAUCAGCGCCAGUUCUACGCACAGCCGCCUCUCCUCUCUUUUCUUCCGCGGUGUCUAGGGAGGGCAUGGUGCGUGCAGUCUUACCUCCGCACUUGGAGAGCUUGUUUUGUGACUUGAACCCAAACCUUCAGGAUUGGAUGUGACACUGUCACCAUUGGGUCGGUGCCCCCAUCAUGUCUUCCUUAUUCCUAUAAAAGGGGUGUUUCCUGUUCCUUGGUAUUUUUUGCUUAAGCCUUUCUGAUUCUAUUGUUCUAUAUUUAUCCCCAAUAUUAAUGUGAUGGAUAGUAACAAUCGUUUUCUCUUCUCGGAAUCCCAAUGUUAUGAGCAAGAUAUUUUUGAAUUACCAUUAGCAAGCAUUGAAUAUUUUCCAUAACUGUCUCUACUACUCAGUGAUUAUCUCUUCAUUAUUUUUUAUGAGUAAGGAGGUUUAUAAUUUGAUGUGUUAUUUUACUGCUAUGUAGGGUUGGAAAUAUUUGUCUACAUGGUUAAUUUGCGUCAAUUUAUAGAGAAUUGUGUAAGAAGAGCAAGGUGUUUCAUUAUUGAUAUAUGAAAUGCAUAUGUGUUUGUUUAGAAAACCAAUUUGGCUGAGGAAGAAAAGAGACAAUGCCUCUUUAUGAUUGUAUGCUUCUCUUGAAACCUCACGUGAAGAAGGAAGCUUUGAUGGACUUGGUUUAUCGAGUAGGAAAGCAUGUUUACAGAAGAAAUGGUGUCCUAACUGAUAUAAAAUCAUUUGGAAUUGUUCAAUUGGGUUAUGGUAUCAGAAAGCUGGAUGGGAGACACUAUCAAGGCCAACUUAUGCAGAUGACAAUGAUGGUGACACCCAAAUUCAAUAGUGAACUGCAUUACCUAAACAAGGAGGAUCGGUUACUGCGUUGGCUUUUGGUUAAGCACCGAAAUACCAAAUACGGGCUGGAAUUGCUGAGCGAGGAGGGUGGGAAAAGUGGGCUAAGCAUGUUCCCAAGAAGCAGUAUUUAUGACAACGAGGACAUGGAUGACGACGACGAUGACAAUGAUGAUGAAUAUGACGUGGACCAACAGGAAAGGAAAGAAAAUUGAAAAGUGAUGGGCUUCUAUGAUCCCGGGCCUGUCUAAUAUUGUUAAGCUGUGCAGCAGGAAUUGAUGAGAUUGUAGUAAACUGUGGCAUCAAGCUAUCCUUGGCUUUCUCAUUUUACUUCAAAGUGACACAUGGUGAAGGCUGGGAUUUGCCUCGGCACAUUUUGUCUGCUGUUAUUGCAAGGUUGAGACUGCUAUCCAACUUCUCUUCUCUUCUCUUCUCUUCUCUCUCUCUCUCUCUCUCUCUCUCUCUCUCUCUCUCUCUCUCUCUCUCUCUCUCUCUCCUGAAAUCUGUAAACCAUCUCUAGCAUGAGGUAAUAUGAUUUGGUUCCAAUAGUGGCUCUUAAA
Messenger RNA from Malania oleifera, 1453 nucleotides. RefSeq lists its product as uncharacterized. Bases 656 to 1108 code for a protein of 150 amino acids. Lineage: Eukaryota; Viridiplantae; Streptophyta; Magnoliopsida; Santalales; Ximeniaceae. The record is from RefSeq and is a predicted model, not a curated record. Gene Ontology annotation, cellular component: ribosome. Gene Ontology annotation, molecular function: small ribosomal subunit rRNA binding; structural constituent of ribosome. The transcript is spliced from 3 exons. Gene Ontology annotation, biological process: translation.